Molecule: messenger RNA, 1684 nt
Organism: Athene cunicularia (burrowing owl)
Lineage: Eukaryota; Metazoa; Chordata; Aves; Strigiformes; Strigidae
Product: semaphorin-6C-like
Exons: 7
Coding region: 160-1020 (286 amino acids)
Source: RefSeq, a predicted model, not a curated record
AGCCCCGGGUCUUAUGUCCACACUGUGUCUUUGCCGGGGCAGCUCUGGUGGCAGCCAGCUGGGUGUCCUCGUGUCCCAACGGCAUUCCAAGCUGCUCCCGCUGUGACUGCAUGGAGGUGACCUGGCGUGGGAGGACGAGGAGACACCUGCUUUUCCAAGAUGCCCUUGCUCUUGCCAAGCGCAGGUGUGGCACCAGCUUCUGGCUGCAGCACAGGGCGCGUCUCAGCGAGCUCCGGGUGCUGCGCAGCGAGAAGGCGGCGUGCGGGUGUGCAGAGGAAGAGACACCGCUGGGCCUGGGCUGCUGCUGGACCCUCAUCCUCGCCUGGCCCAGCAGCUUCCGCGUGGUCACUUUUGUGCAACCCCAGUGACAGUGACAGUACGGAGGCGGGACCGAGCACUAGAGGCACAUGGAGCCCCCCCAAGCAGCAGCUGGUGCCUUACGAGGAGGAAGAAGAAAAGGAGAUGAGGGGGGACAGUGACCCCUGGAUGGGCCCUACUGGGCCCUACUGGGAGGCACUGGACUGGGAAGGGGGGGCUCCCCUGAGCCCCUCUCCGGAGCGGGAGGGGCUGCUGGGGCUCAGCCCCUCCUUGCUGGCCUCGCCACCCCCCCCGGGGCCCCCUGAUGAAGUGCUACGAGAUCUCUUCGCAGACGUCUAUCUCGGCCCGCAGGGGACACAACUGUCCCCGCAGGUCCCAGCAGUGGCAUCGCAGGAGGCAGCGGCCAGUGGCAGGCCGGUGACCCCCAGGGUGGCUGUGGAGAUGGGGAGGUCACCGCGCACACAAGAACAGGGUGCCUCCCCCCGCCCCAAGAAGAGGUGUAUAAAUGGCUUCAUCAUGUUCUGCCGUAUCAACCGGAGAAACUACAUGAGCCAGUGGGCCCAGCGGUUCAACCAUCUGAACAACCGGGUGACACAGUUGGAUGGGGAUGGGGAGGAUGAUGACAUCAACCCCCCCACGCCCCUCCAGCUGCCACUGGCUGCCUGCCCUGGCACGCCUGGGGGGAGCCCUCUGCCACCUUGAUGUCCCUUCCUGUCCCCAUCCUGUCCCUGUCCCCACCCCUGUUCUUGUCCCCAUAUCCCUGUCCCUGUUCUUGUCUCCAUAUCCCUGUCCCCACCCCUGUUCUUGUCCCCAUUCCUUCUCUGUCCUGGUCCCUGUCCCCACCCCUGUCCCCAUCGCUGUCCUUGUCCCCGUUCCCGGGGGUUUUAACCACAAACUAUUUAUUCCCGGGGGGGGCUGGUCCUGCCCUGCAGGGGACGAGGACACUUGUGGACACCUAUGGCCCCCCCAGGGCAGUGGCUGUCCCAGAUGGGUGCUUGCCGAGUUGAACAAUAAAAUCCUUUCUGUGUCUCUGACCCUUGUCCUUCCAUGUGUUUCGUGUGUGUCCCAAGUGUCCCCCCCCCAUGUCCCUGGUGUCCCCAACAAGGCUGACAGCUUCAUAGGAGCCUUUUAUUGGGGGCGGGGGUGUCUGGACCCCCCUCAAUUCUUCUUGGGCCUGAAGACCUGAGCCAACACCCACAGAGAGUAGCAGGUGCCUGCUGGGAUUGGGGGGCUCAGGGACACCCUGCCCCCUGGGACCCCUCCCUGACCCCCACCCCAAGGGACGCAGGUGUCCAGGAGGGACCCAGGCACCCAGGGGGGUCUGAUGGCGGUGGGUGCAGCCCGGCUGGUGGUGGGGAGGGGACGU